Messenger RNA from Acanthosepion pharaonis, 768 nucleotides. The record is from the annotation of a GenBank genome assembly. Lineage: Eukaryota; Metazoa; Mollusca; Cephalopoda; Sepiida; Sepiidae.
AUGACGUUUGCCGGGCGAUCAAUAAAAGAACUGGCGACGAAGCGAACAUCGGGGCCGGGACGAGGAUGGGCGGACACGGGCGGAGGCAAGGCUGGCUGUCGGGCGGGCUCAUUUCAUAAUCUAUCUAUCCAUCUAUCUCAGUCAUUUCAUAAUCUAUCUAUCUAUCUAUCUAUCUAUCUAUCUAUCUAUCUAUCAAACGCACACGUCCUGUUCAUAAUCUCUAUCUAUCUAUCUCUCUAUCCAUCUUUCUAUCUUAGUCUGUUCAUAAUCUAUCUAUCUAUCUAUCUAUCUAUCUAUCUAUCUAUCCAUCUAUCUAUCUAUCUAUCAAACGCACACGUCCUGUUCAUAAUCUCUAUCUAUCUAUCUCUCUAUCCAUCUUUCUAUCUUAGUCUGUUCAUAAUCUAUCUAUCUAUCUAUCUAUCUAUCUAUCUAUCUAUCUAUCUAUCUAUCUAUCUAUCUAUCUAUCAAACGCACACUCUGUUCAUAAUCUAUCUAUCUAUCUAUCUAUCUAUCUCAUCUAUCCAUCUAUCUAUCUAUCUAUCAAACGCACGUGUGUCUUCUGUUCAUAAUCUAUCUAUCUAUCAUCUAUCUAUCUAUCUAUCUAUCUAUCUAUCUAUCUAUCUAUCUAUCUAUCUAUCAAACGCACACGUGUGUCUGUGCAAUAGCUAUCUAGCUAUCUCAUCUGGUAAUAAUAUUCAUCUAUCUAUCUAUCUAUCUAUCUAUCUAUCUAUCUAUCUUAAUCCUUUAUCUAUCUAUCUAUCUAUCUAA